AUGGCGUCCCGCUUGGUUAGAACCGCUGUCGGGGCUGCCCGCCUACGACCCUCCAUCUCUCCCCGAACCCUCCCGGCCCUGACCACGCUCACGAGCGCCCGAAGCGCCUCCAACGUCUCAACCGAGGAGCCUAAGGCCAAGGCCCAGUCGAUCAUUGACGCGCUCCCAGGCAACUCGCUGGUCUCCAAGACCGCUAUCCUGUCCUCGGCAGCCGGUCUGUCUAUCUACGCCCUCAGCAACGAGUACUAUGUUGUGAACGAGGAGACCGUUGUUGCGUUCUGCCUCCUGAGCGUCUGGGGUGGCUUGAUCAAGUAUGGUGGCCCGAUGUACAAACAGUGGGCUGAGGCACAGACCGAGAAGAUCAAGGGCAUCCUGAACGCCGCAAGAGCCGACCACACUCAGGCCGUCAAGAACCGCAUCGACAACGUUCAGCAGAUGAGCGGCGUUAUCGACAUCACCAAGGGCCUCUUCGAGGUCUCUAAGGAGACUGCCAAGAUUGAGGCUGAGGUUUACACCCUCGAGCAGAAGACUGCUCUGGCUGCUGAGGCCAAGACUGUCCUAGACUCUUGGGUUCGAUAUGAGAGCCAGGUCAAGCAGCGCCAACAGAAGGAGCUUGCUGAGUCCAUUAUUGCGAAGGUGCAGAAGGAGCUAGAGAACCCCAAGGUCUUGCAGCAGAUCCUCCAGCAGAGUGUGGCGGAUGUUGAGAAGAUCGUUUCUUCCAAGGCUCAAUAG
Phaeoacremonium minimum UCRPA7 is the source of this 732-nucleotide messenger RNA. Its product is annotated as putative atp synthase subunit 4 protein. Gene Ontology annotation, molecular function: proton transmembrane transporter activity. Gene Ontology annotation, biological process: proton motive force-driven ATP synthesis. NCBI's taxonomy places the organism in Eukaryota, Fungi, Ascomycota, Sordariomycetes, Togniniales, Togniniaceae. The coding region runs from base 1 to 732 and encodes 243 amino acids. The record is from RefSeq and is a predicted model, not a curated record. The transcript is spliced from 4 exons.